GCGAGGAAGAAACAGAUCCUCGUGCAGUUUGCAGACCGAGCAUUGACGCCGGAGUGAACACACGUGUACACACACGGACACACACACACGCACACGCGCACAUGCCUGAGGAGUGUAUGACCAUGCUGUACAGACACACACACUGACACGGAGUUAAGCGUCAAGCAGCUAUGGAGGGAAGCAUCUUCUUCGGUAACACAUGUCACAACGGCCUGGUGCCCCCCGUGGCCCGGUCCGCCUUGCCGUCUGUUCACAGCGCUCUGAGUGUCAAGCACUUUCUUCCCUUCCCGUUGGACAACAACGCCUCGGCCGCCAUCAACCUCUUUCCCGGAUUCAACGCGAUGGACCUGGUGCAGAAGGCCGUCCUCCAUCACACGCUGGGCCUCCCACCUGCCGCCGCCGCCGCCGCCGUCAAGAGGAAGCACGUCUCCUGCGGCGUCUGCCGGCUGAGGUUCAACUCGCAGAACCAAGCGUUGGCCCACUACAAGGGCACAAAGCAUGCCAAGAAGCUAAAAGCCCUGGACGCUCCCAAGAGCAAGCUCAAAGGAACGUCGCACGGCAAGGAGCCCACUCCAGGCAGGAAAGAUGUGGUCCCAAGCACAGAGCCCCCGCCGCUGUACCCCGCGCUCCGACUGGCACCCCCGUCGGACUCCACGGCGACCCCCGUGACGCCGACCGACGUUGCCGGAACUUCGUCUCCAGACCCGGAUGCCCCGGAGACGACCUCGGAGCUCGAGCUCAACUCGCCCUCAGAACCAGAACCGGAACCGGAACCUGACCCUGACGUUGAACCCGACGAGGAAACGGAACCGGAAACGGAGGAGGAGAAAGCUCGCCGUCUGCUCUACUGCUCGCUCUGCAAGGUGGCCGUCAACUCGGCUUCGCAGCUGGAGGCUCACAAUAGCGGUACCAAGCACAAGACCAUGCUGGAGGCCCGCACCGGCGUGGGCUCUAUCAAGUCGUUCCCGCGGCCGGGGGUCAAAGGCAAAAUGGCGCCGCCGUCCUUGUCCAAAGCAUCCACGGGCCUGCAGAACAAAACGUUUUACUGUGAGACGUGCGACGUGCACAUCAACUCCGAGACGCAGUUGAAACAGCACAUCAGCAGUCGUCGUCAUAAAGACAGAGCGGCAGGGAAACCGGCCAAGCCAAAGUACACUCCCUACAGCAAAGGAGCCACCAAGCAGACGCAGAUCAAGUUGAGUUUGGGCAAGGAGCGUCCGUGCCCCCCGCUGACCACCCACCUACUUCCCGCUCAGCUGAUGGCCGCCGCCCUCGGCAACACGUUCUCUCAGCGGCACGGCCACGCCCCCAACCCCGCCCUCUUCCCGACGACGCCCCUCCCGCUCCCCCUGCUCCGCCCCGCCCCCGGCCCCAUCAGAACCGCCCACCCGCAAGUCCUCUUUGCGCCGUACUGACCCCCUUGAGUGGGCGGCGGAGCAAAUGCAGCUCACCAGCCUAUGCAUCCAGGACUCAUCAUGAUUGACAGCUGUCGAUCGACGUGUACAGCGAAAUGAGGGCAAUAACGUAACACGUACACACACACACACGUGAACUAUGCAGUGUCAAUACUUCAUGAGGGUCCCCAGGUGAUGCUCACAUUCCUGUUUGCACUUUAACUUCUGUUGACGUGCACGUUCGACGCUAGACUGUGUUUGAUGGUUAGACUAUGUGUCGCUUUUGUUUUUGUUUUUCUGUUUUCGUUAUUGCAGCUAACUCCCAAAACGUUAGCGAUGUGGCGUUUGGGUGUGAAAUUUCCAGAUGCACCAGAACAGGUGAAUUGAAUGUUUUGCAAUUGAAUCCCUUAUAUAAACCAUUGAACUCAGCAAAUUUGAACCUUUCGUAUCAUAUGCAGUGCCGUGAAAACGUAUUGACCCCCUUCUCAAAUUGCAGUUUCCCCACUUUAAUGUUUAAGAUAAUCAAAGAAAUGUAAAUAUCAGACAUAUAUAACCCAAGUGGGGGGGAAAAAACGAAUCAGUUACCUGGCCCUGUGUGAAAAAGUAACGGCCCCCUCAACCUAAUAAGUUAUGCCACCCUCCGCAGCAACAACUGAAAUCAAGCGUUUUUUAGAACUGGCAAUGAGUCUUCCACAUCUCUGUGGAGAUAUGUUGGCCCACUCUUCCUUGCACAAUUGAAAUCCUGUGCUACAUUUACGCCAGAUGUAACGAGACACACACCUUCCAAAAAGAUCAACUUUCGUCUCCUCAGUCCAUAUAAUAUUCUCCCAAAAGUCUUGAGAAUCAUUCAGAUAUUUAUUUGUUGUUUUUUUUUCAAAAGUAACAUAAGCUAUGUUACUUUUCUAUGUCCAUUUUGGUCAGCAGUGGUUUUUCGCCUUGGAACUCUGCCAUGGAUGCCAUUUUUGCCCAGUCUCUUCCUUAUUGUUGUAUCGUGAACACUACCUUAACUGAGGCGAGUUCUGCAGUUCUUUCGAAGUUGUCCUGAGUUCCUUUCUGGCCUCCUGGAUGAGUCAUUGCUGUUCUCUUGGGGUAAUCUUUGUAGACCGGCUACUCCUGGGAUAGUUCCCCACUGUUCUCUGUUUUCUCCAUGUGAGGAUAAUGGCUCUCCCUAUGGUUCGCUGGAAUCCUAAAGCUUUCGAAAUGACUUUGCAACCCUUUCCAGACUGAUCGAUAACAACUACUUUAUGUCUUGACUGUUCUUGAAUUUUUGGGGAUUUUGUCAUUUUCUUGCAGUUCAUGUAGAUCUUUUGUCCGACUUGAUUUUGUCAGACAAGUUCUGUUUAAGUGAUUUCUUAAUUGAGGAGGUAAUCAGGCCUGGGUGUGAUCAGUGAAAAUUAACCAAAAAUUGUGAUUAGCCACAAUGAAUUCAUGAUUUUUUUUUUCCUUAAUAAAUGAAAUCACCAUUUAAAAACAGCGUUUUAAGUUCACUUGGGUUAUAUUUGUCUGAUAUUUACAUUUGUUUGAUGAUUUUUAAAUGAAAGUUGGGAAACUGCAAAAAUAUAAGAAUUUGAGAAGGGGGCGAAUACUUUUUCGCGGCACUGUCGUCCCUCAAAGUUCUGUAGGUCUGUUGCCACGGAAAAGCACAUUAAUAAUCCCAUAAAAAUUUGAAAUUAAAAUUGCUGGGAAGAAGCAAUUUAAUCUUUUAAAAUUACCUUGAAACUCAGCGAUUUUGGCCACGCCAAACAAUCCAAAUCAAAAAGGACAUUAAUAAUUACAUAAAAUUUGGAAAAUAAGUUUAAAAAAGUGCUGCGAAGGAGUAAUUAGAUCCUUUGAAAUGUCCAUACAACUCAAUGAUUUUGACCAUCUUGUGUCAUGUAAUCAUUCAAAAAUCUCGAAAUGAAAAAAAACCCAUUAAAAAUCCCGUAAAAUUGGGAUUUAGAAGAAAAUAUAUUCUGAGAAGCAACAAUUUAAUCUCUUAAAUUGACCGCAAAACUCAAUGACUUUCACCAUGCCAACCAUUUAAAAUCAUGACAUUUUAUGAUGUGAUGAAGGACAUUAAUAGUCCCAUAAAGACUGGAAGAAAAUGACCAAAGGAGAUUAGUAAAUUACCAUUGAUUUUUCCAAUUUUGUGUCAUCAGCAGGUUGCAACAGAGAGAUUGGAAGCGUCACAGAAUUUUGCCAUUCAGCAUUUUAUCGAACAAGAUGAAGUUGGACCAAAAGGACUGAAAUUUACAGGUAGUCAAAUUAAAGUCAAGUGUAAAGUUCACCUUAGGUUCAUCCAGAAAUUUCACCCCAAACCCCAAUAUCGUAAAACGUUUUGUGAAGUGUGUGUGUGCUUGUGUGUAUGCGGUGUGUGUGUGUGUGUGUGUGUAUGUAUGUGUGUUUGUUGUCUGGAGCUUUUGCUGUGUUUCGUGUCCAAUGUGUUCAAAGUGUUCAUUUGGAAUAAAACAAGAGUUACUUUGUUAAAAUGUGCUUGUUUUGGUGAUUUUUGAUGAAGUCACGUCAUUAGGUACAAGCCCAUUAAUAAUCCCAUAAAAAUUGCAAAUUACACCAAAGGCCUGCACAGGCUCGCCGUUCAGAGCGCCCAAAUAGCCAAUCGCU
Messenger RNA from Phycodurus eques (leafy seadragon), 3995 nucleotides. It is a transcript of the gene znf385d, whose product is annotated as zinc finger protein 385D. Gene Ontology annotation, molecular function: nucleic acid binding; zinc ion binding. The record is from RefSeq and is a predicted model, not a curated record. NCBI's taxonomy places the organism in Eukaryota, Metazoa, Chordata, Actinopteri, Syngnathiformes, Syngnathidae. The transcript is spliced from 8 exons. The coding region runs from base 171 to 1415 and encodes 414 amino acids. Gene Ontology annotation, cellular component: nucleus.